This is a messenger RNA of Chinchilla lanigera (long-tailed chinchilla), 1113 nucleotides long. RefSeq names its product chromosome unknown open reading frame, human C4orf45 (gene Spmip2). The transcript has 5 exons. The record is from RefSeq and is a predicted model, not a curated record. NCBI's taxonomy places the organism in Eukaryota, Metazoa, Chordata, Mammalia, Rodentia, Chinchillidae.
UUAGCAACCCCGGCCAGGGCCUCCGUCUCAGAGAGAGCGGGCUCACUGGUCUGCGGGAGCCAAGGGAGGCCCCAGUGGCCCAGGGAAGAGGUCGCCAUGGCGUCUGUGUCCUACCGGGAGCCGCUGUCUAUGACCGUGGGGAAACGAAUGGUUGUCACAGGUCCGGAUUAUAAGAGAGAUCAUUUACCUAAAGUUCAGCAGCACACCUCCUACAUAGGAGAAAAGCGUCCAGAGUUGGAGAAGACCGGAGACCUCUGAUACUUAUGGAGACCCGCCUCCGACAGAAGCUUGCCGGCAAAAUACAAACAUGAACACGUCGGUGAAAUCGGCUGGGGGAUCCGUGGGUAUAAUUUCAUCAACAAGUCAAGACUUGCGAGUGGCUUCCACAUCAAGUACGGAGAACUAAGUCUUGAUGCUCUUGAUAAAUUAACCCACAGAUAUCAAAACCCAUGGCAGCCGAACCCUUCCGUCCUGGACCAGCAAGGCAGAUACAGCCGCGCCUUCCUUGCCUGGCAUGUGGGUGACUAUGAGGACACCCACCAGAGAAACUCCGAAGGGGCGACUCUCGUUAGGCAGAGCAAAUCCUCACCAAGACAGUCCCAGCCACCGAGGCUGCCAGCAUUACCAAUAAACAACAAGAAAAGGACCGUCCGGCUUCUAGGUCAGCAGAGCCCUGCCUGCUUCUAGCAGAGAUCUGCCCAGCGCUGCGGACAGAAGGGAAGGGCGCACUAGCCCACAGGUGCCUCUCUCAGCACCCGGAGCAGACUUGCUGCAGGGGCACGCUCUGUGACGCGAAUAAAGAGUCACUGACAAGGGUUGUCUGUGUUUAAAACCUGGGGUGCUGUUUGAUGAGGUCAGUUGCUGUAACUCGACACACCAAGAACAGCUGUUACUGAGGGCUUCUAACGUCCACCACUCUUCCUCCAAACGCUUUCUGUGAAUUUCCUGAUUUUCAAAGGCACAUGAGACAGAUUCUGUUCUUCCUCCACAUCUCCAGAGGGAGACAAGUUCGCAAGCGGUACCCUUGAAUGUGACUUGGAAGCAAGAGCACAGACCACUAAUGUAUGCGUCCCAGCUUUUCAAGUAUCCCACAUGGCCAGGUGUGGCGGCACA